AUGGCUGGACCACCUAGUAUCAUUUCUUCCAGGAUGACGGAUGUUAACUCCGACGAUGAAGGCAACAAGGAGGCACAGAGCUCAACCAACGGAAAUCGUCGUAGCCAGUUGGAAAGCCUCUCACGGCCAGGGACCGCAAGAACCGGACUCUCCUCGAGGACUCAAAAUCAACCCCUACGCCAUGCCUUGGGCAAGCGUACCAGCGCUGCCGCAAGCAGCAUUGCGAGCGGACGUCCUGGGAGCUCCCUAAGUCGGAGUCACGUCCCGUCGCUUACAUCACACGCUUUCUUCCAUCCCAUGAGCUCUCAGAAGCUACAGGCUCAAAGAAGCGGGACUCGGCCCACAAUGUUGCUCCGGCAGCAGAGUCGUGGCGACAUCGAGCUGUCUCGCGAUGGGCGUAGCGUCACUCGCCAGAGUGUCACGUCGGAUUUCACCAACCCUCAGAUGAUGUCACGCCUGGCUCAGUCGCAUUCGGCCUAUGACAAUGAACCACUGCGGCCACCAGGAUCACGUGGAACCGAGAUCACCGAUCUUGACGGAGGAGUGGACAGGGUCACUGCGAACACCAGCCCAACUUACGGUCACUAUCCGACUGGCAGUUUGUCGGAGAGCGUGCGACCGCUGCAGAGGAAGCCUGGGGAGGGCAGGAACAACAGUCUUACUGUUCGUGUGGAUAGGAACUUCAAGUCAAGGGACAAUCUCCCCACUCCGGUUAGGACUCCCCGCUCCUUCCGCUCCAGCUUUAUGCUUCCGACACGGAAUGGCUCACCGCAGACCGGUGUGAACCGAGACAUCCAGGGUGGCGAGAAGCUCGAGUCUGUUGCUUCCACUCCUCAGCUCAGCCCAGCCGAUGCCGUUGCAGCGACAGCAAACGACUCGAAUGCAGAAAAGAUGGCCGUCGCCGUCGGUCGCAACUUUGAAUUUUUUGAAGGCAACACUGUCUUCUGUUUGGGCGGGCGCUUCCAAAACACCCGGUCGACACCCGUCAACAUAGCUACCGGAUCUCUUGUGGUCAUCCCUUCGGCUCUAUGGUUUGCUUUUAGUGCACCCUGGCUCUGGGACAAUGUCUCGCCCGCAGUUCCCAUAACCUUUGGAUACCUGUUUUAUAUCUGCAUUUCCUCUUUUAUACACGCAUCCGUGUCAGAUCCAGGGAUCCUGCCGAGGAACUUGCAUCAGUUUCCUCCCCCAGACGAAAAUGAAGAUCCGUUGCGACUGGGACCACCAACUACAGACUGGACACUGAUAAGAUCUGCCGAGAGCUCGACGUCUGCAAUGGAAGUGCCGACCAAGUACUGCAGGACAUGCAACAUCUGGCGACCACCACGCACGCACCACUGCCGCCUUUGCGAUAACUGCAUCGAGACGGCUGACCACCACUGCGUGUGGCUCAACAAUUGUGUGGGACGCCGCAAUUACCGGUACUUCUUCGCAUUCGUUACAUCCACCACGUUACUUGCCAUCUACCUCCUUGCGUCUUGCCUAGGGCAGAUAACGACAUACGCUAGUCUGGAAAACAUAUCUGUUGGGCAAGCCAUCGACCACUUUCGUGUACCCUUUGCUCUCGUCAUCUACGGGUUCCUGGGGUUCUUGUACCCAGCCGCGCUAAUGUUCUAUCACAUAUUUUUGAUGGCGAGGGGCGAGACGACGAGGGAGUUCCUCAACUCUCACAAGUUCUUGAAAAAGGACCGGUACAGAGCUUUCACUCAGGGCAACUGGGUCAAGAACUGGAUCGUAGUGCUCUGCAGGCCUCGGCCGCCCACAUAUUACCGCUUCAAGGAGACGGCGGUGCCAGGUGAUCAGAGACUUGCGGCGAGGAAGAGAUCGGAGCUCCGACGGGCCGAGACCAAGGAGGGCAUGGAGAUGCAAGAUGUCGGGUCUGCAAGCGUAGGAUUUCAAGGGCCGACUUCCCGAGCCGCGGCUGCAGCAUGA
Messenger RNA from Pyricularia pennisetigena, 1929 nucleotides. RefSeq lists its product as uncharacterized. Gene Ontology annotation, biological process: protein targeting to membrane; peptidyl-L-cysteine S-palmitoylation. The coding region runs from base 1 to 1929 and encodes 642 amino acids. The record is from RefSeq and is a predicted model, not a curated record. The transcript has 2 exons. Gene Ontology annotation, molecular function: protein-cysteine S-palmitoyltransferase activity. Lineage: Eukaryota; Fungi; Ascomycota; Sordariomycetes; Magnaporthales; Pyriculariaceae. Gene Ontology annotation, cellular component: endoplasmic reticulum; Golgi apparatus.